This is a messenger RNA of Ricinus communis (castor bean), 1763 nucleotides long. RefSeq names its product scopoletin glucosyltransferase. Bases 206 to 1663 code for a protein of 485 amino acids. The transcript has a single exon. Gene Ontology annotation, molecular function: UDP-glycosyltransferase activity. NCBI's taxonomy places the organism in Eukaryota, Viridiplantae, Streptophyta, Magnoliopsida, Malpighiales, Euphorbiaceae. The record is from RefSeq and is a predicted model, not a curated record.
AAGACUUGUCUUAUUAUGCUAUACGCUGUGUCACAUGUGAUAUUUUAUUACUAGAGAUUUAUAUAAGUGGAACGAUAUGACAGUAAAAAUCGGCUGAUGUCUGGAAAUUUGAAGACCUCAGCAUCACUAUCCCUUCAAAUCAAAAGAUUAAUCAGUUUUCUUUUCUACACUUUCUAUCUUGUGAACAAAAAUUUCCAAAAGCUACAUGGAUUCACGAAGAAGUCAGCUUCAUAUCGUUUUCUUCCCAUUUAUGGCUGACGGCCACAUGAUUCCAACCGUAAACAUGGCUAGAGUGUUUGCAAGGCAUGGAGUGAAAGCCACCGUUAUUACCACUCCUCUCAAUGCAGCUACUUUCUCUAAAACAAUUGAAAGAGAUAGAGAAUUAUUAGGUGUUGAUAUCAGCAUUCGAAUGCUUAAAUUCCCUUGCGCCGUGGCAGGCCUACCAGAAGGAUGUGAGAACGUGAGCUCCAUUUCUAAACCAGAAAUGAAUCCAAAUUUUCUUGUGGCGGUUAGCCUACUUCAACGGCCACUUGCAUAUGUCCUAGAAGAAUGUCAACCGGCAGAUUGUCUUGUGGCAGACAUGAUGUUUCCAUGGGCUACUGAAGUUGCAGGCAAGCUUGAGAUUCCAAGGUUGUUUUUUAAUGGAAGUAGUUGUUUCGCAGCAUGUGUCUCUGAUUGUCUUAGACGAUAUCAACCCUAUAAAACGGUGAAGUCCGAUUUUGAGCCUUUUAUAGUGCCAGGCUUACCAGAUCAGAUAGAGAAGACGAAACUACAAUUGCCAAUGUAUCUUACAGAGACAAAUGAUGAUGCAUUUAAAAAGCUGAUGGAUGAAAUAUCAGAGUCUGAUCUAAACUGCUUCGGAGUCCUAGUGAAUACUUUCCGUGAACUAGAACCAGCUUACUCAGAACAAUACAGUAAGCUCAUGGGAAAGAAGAUAUGGCACAUUGGUCCCCUCUCGCUUUGCAACAGAGAUAUUGAAGAUAAAGUGCAGAGAGGAGAUCCAGCCUCCAUCAAUAGACAUGAAUGUCUGAGAUGGCUAGACUCCAAAAAACCCAAGUCAGUUCUUUAUAUAUGCUUUGGGAGCAUCUUCAAGUUCUCAACUAUUCAGUUACUUGAGAUUGCUGCAGCUCUUGAAGCUUCUGGACAAAACUUCAUUUGGGUUGUGAAGAAAGAGCAGAAUACUCAAGAGAUGGAAGAAUGGUUGCCAGAAGGAUUUGAGAAGAGAAUGGAGGGGAAGGGUUUGAUCAUAAGGGGAUGGGCACCACAGGUUUUUAUACUCGAUCAUGAAGCAAUUGGUGGGUUUAUGACCCAUUGUGGAUGGAACUCUACAUUAGAGGGAGUGAGUGCAGGUGUGCCAAUGGUCACUUGGCCACUCUCUGCAGAGCAGUUUGAUAAUGAAAAGCUGAUAACACAUGUUCUGAAAAUUGGAAUCGGAGUUGGUGCUCAAGAAUGGUCACUAUUUGAGAAGAAAAUCUUGGUGAGGAAGGAAGAUAUAGAGAAGGCAGUGAUACAGUUGAUGGUUGGUGAAGAAGCUGUUGAAAUAAGAAACAGAGCAAUGAAACUGAAAGAUAUGGCAAGAAGAGCUGCUGAAGAAGGAGGAUCAUCUUAUUGUGACAUAAAAGCAUUUCUAAAAGAACUAAGUUCCCUCAAAAAAGCUAAUUAGCUACCCUUGUCAAAGAAAAUUCCCAUCAAAGUACUGUAAAAUCAAUAAGAAUAACAGAGAAAACAGCAUUUUCUUGUCAUUGAUGGUUUCUGAAGUUAAA